This is a messenger RNA of Erigeron canadensis, 1715 nucleotides long. RefSeq names its product AAA-ATPase At5g17760-like. NCBI's taxonomy places the organism in Eukaryota, Viridiplantae, Streptophyta, Magnoliopsida, Asterales, Asteraceae. Gene Ontology annotation, molecular function: ATP hydrolysis activity; ATP binding. The transcript has 3 exons. The record is from RefSeq and is a predicted model, not a curated record. Bases 157 to 1608 code for a protein of 483 amino acids.
UCAUUUCUAUACAUUUGUCACUUUUUAAAUUUAAAAAGUAACCAACAAAAUUUCACAAUCAUAAGAUUUUAUUUAUUCACCACUCUAAACGAGUAUAAACACACAUUCGAUCGCCUUUCAUUCAUAUCUAUAUUUCUCUAGUAAUUCCUCAAAAAAAUGGCAUCUUUCACGUUUCCGGACAUGCCGACCCCUUCGUCUCUGCUGUCGGCUUAUGCCUCAAUGUCAACUUCAAUCAUGCUUUUCCGUACGAUGUUCAACCAGCUCUUCCCUAGAGAACUCCGACGAUAUGUCGUCGAUGCUGUUCGAUUUUACUGGAAACCGAAAUCGUCAAAGCUCACUCUAGUUUUCGAAGAAAAAGACGGCUUGACAAUUAACCAUAUGUUUGAUGCUGCCGAAGCCUUUAUUUGUACUAAAAUCAAUCCUGAUUCGGAGCGUCUUAGGAUUACAAAAAAUGUCAAGGAAAACUAUAUCAAUAUCAAGUUUGCGGAAUCUGAGGAAGUUGUAGAUUCUUUUGAAGGAAUUCCUGUUACAUGGAGAUAUGUCCGUCAGAAUACACAACAAAAUCAUGGUAGCAGCGGCGACGGUGAUGGAAAAAGCAGCUCGAGUGGAGGGUUUUAUCUUGAGAAAAAAUAUAUAGAGUUGAAAUUUGAUAAAAAGUAUAAAGAGAUAAUAAUAAGUUCUUAUUUGCCAUUUAUUAUUAGGAAAUCUAAAGAGUUAGAGAACCAAAAGAAAGUUGUCAAGUUACAUGAUUUGCAAUCUUAUAGAAGUGGACCGGGCGCUAAAGAUUCCGUUGAUCUAGACCAUCCAUCGACUUUUGAUACGCUCGCGAUGGAUCCUAAGAUGAAAAAGGCGAUAAUUGAUGAUUUGGAUUUGUUUUUGAGACGGAGAGAUUUUUAUAAAAGAGUCGGGAAGGCGUGGAAAAGGGGGUAUUUGUUGUACGGUCCGCCAGGGACAGGGAAAUCUAGCUUGAUUGCGGCCAUAGCGAAUUAUCUUAAAUUUGAUAUAUAUGAUUUGCAGUUGAUGAAUGUUGGAAGUGAUUCUGGUUUGAAGAAGUUGAUGUUGAGAACAUCGAAUCGGUCCAUACUUGUUAUUGAAGAUAUCGAUUGCAGCAUACAAUUGCCCGAUCGGAAGGGAAUUCCUCUUCCGUCUAGACUACCCGAACCUAAACCCACUCGUGAUCCACAGUUCUCUUUGUCGGGGCUUUUGAAUUUCAUAGACGGGCUAUGGUCGUGUUGUGGCGAUGAACGUAUAAUCAUAUUUACAACAAACCACAAAGAAAGACUCGACCCUGCAUUACUUAGACCAGGGCGGAUGGACGUGCACAUUCAUAUGUCUUACUUGACCAUUGAUGGAUUCAAGACACUGGCGGCUAAUUACCUUAACAUUCACGACCACCAUUGGCGAUUCAGGGAAAUCAAAGAGUUGAUCGAUUGCAACAAGGUUACACCAGCCGAGGUCGCCGAGGAACUUAUGAAGUCUGAAAAUGUGGAGGUUGUGUUAGAAGGACUUGUGAAUUUUUUGAAACGUAAGAAGAUGGAAGAAGAUGUGAUCAAUGACGAAAAUGAUAAAGCUGAUCAUGAGGCUAAAAAGAUCAAAAUUGUACCGUGAAUUUCAUGUAAUUGAUAGUACUUCUUUCUCAUCAUCAUAUCUUAGUGGCUUUGCCAAAUAUUAUAUUUAGAUAUUUCAUAAAGAUCAAACUUAGCAUUGAAACAUUA